Molecule: messenger RNA, 2096 nt
Organism: Carassius carassius (crucian carp)
Lineage: Eukaryota; Metazoa; Chordata; Actinopteri; Cypriniformes; Cyprinidae
Exons: 4
Coding region: 381-1970 (529 amino acids)
Molecular function (GO): GTP binding
Source: RefSeq, a predicted model, not a curated record
UCAUUCCGUCAUGCCACGUUCCAGGCCACCCUUAACCCGUGGUUUCCCAACCUUCUACCCUUGAAAGUGCACUGGAACAGCAGUCAGACCUGUGACUUCCCACCCGUAAACUGGUACUAGAUCGAUGCACUCCCAGUUCCGAGCUCUGACGUCACAUAGCUCGCGAAACAACAAUGACAGUCCCUACGGAUAAUGCAAGAGGACGUUUGGCGUGACUUGGCUGGAACGCUACAAAGUCUUUGAUCGUGGUUUGAAGUCGUGACUUACAGUUUCAAAAACUGCCUGGAACGCAGAAUCGGAGAAAGAAGCAGUUGAACAAACAGUGUUUUUCGACACAUUGAUUGGUUACAUUGAAGACUACAAACCACAAAUCCAGAGUCAUGGCAUUUUCUACUGAAAGACAAAAAAAGGAAUCAAGUUUGUACAAAUUUCAUGCAAUCAUCAAAGAAAGUAGUGUAAUUGAGGAGGGGACUCCUACUCGAUAUCAUCUGAAACCCAGGACAGACUCUCGUGAUCCAUCUAAACCAUACAUAAAAGUUACCUUUGGGGAGAGAGACACAAAGAAACUCCAUAAAACCCUUCUGCUGGUGGGAGGAACAGGAACAGGGAAAACAAAACUAAUCGAUGUGAUGAUCAACUACAUGUUGGGUGUUCAGAGAGAAGACAAGGUUUGGUUUGAGAUCACAGAUGAUCAGAGCUACUACUCACAAGUUCAUACUCAGACCACCGGUAUCACUGUUUAUGAGUUUUAUCUACACGAGAGUCCAAUCCAUUUAACAAUCAUCGACACUCCAGGAUAUGGAGACACACAUGGAGUUGAGAAAGAUAAAGAGAUUGCUGAGAGUUUGCUCAGUUUAAGUAAAUCUGCUGAAGGUAUUCAUAAAAUACAUGCAGUGUGUCUGGUGAUUAAAGCAACCCAGACUCGAAUAUCUGAAAGAGAAUUAUACAUACUUGAUGCUGUUCAGUCUUUAUUUGGAAGAGAUAUUGCUGAGAACAUCAUCUUGCUCCUCACACACUCACGUGGAACUAUCCCUAAAAAUAUUCUGACAGCUGUUAAAGAGGCUAAAAUCAAGUGUGCAGUAAAUCAGCAGAAUGAGCCUGUGUACUUCCUGUUUGACAACUGUCAGACAGAACCUGCUGAUGAAACUAAUGAAAUGCUGAAACAAUCAUGGAACCUAACUUCCACAGAAAUUACAGGAUUUUUCAAAUUGCUUGAAAACAUAAAAGCAAAAUCACUGAAGAUGACUCAAGGUGUUUUGGAGAAAAGGAAGCAGUUGGAGACAAAAAUCUCUGAUCUACAAUCACUUAUUCAAAAGAUUGACACAAAACAAAAUGAGCUGAAACAAGCUCAGGAAGCUCUGGAGCAAAACAAGAAAGAUGCUGAAGAAAACCAGAACUUUGAGUAUGAAGUUGAAGUGGUCUACAUAGAGAAGGUUGAUAUUGAUCGUUCUGUAGCCAGUGUGGCGAUGUGCUGCACCAUCUGUGAAGAAAACUGUCAUUAUCCAGGAUGCUGGUGGUGCUGUGGUCUCUCAUGGUGUAAAGUCAUGAAGAAUAAUUACUGUACAGUGUGUACUAAUAAAUGCCACUACAGCAAACAUGUCAAAGAAGCAAAAAUAUAUGAAACAAAGAUGAAGAGGGAAAAAAUGACAGAUGAAGAUUUAAAAAUGAAAUAUAAUGACAGUAUAAUCAAAAUUAAGGAAGGUGAGUCUGUGGUCAAGAAGCUGGAAGAAGAACUACAAAUUUUAGAGAUUGAGAAAGUAAUAUUUGUGAUGGAAGCUUAUCACUGUGUGGAUAUUCUGGACUGGAUCGCACUGAACACUGAUUCUGUGUUCACACUUCAGCAUGUUGAAUUUCUGAUUGAGAAGCUGAAGGAAAUCUGUAAGUCUGAAAAGGCUAAAACACUGGAAAAGAAAAAAAAGAGAGCAAGAGAAGAAAAAAACAAAGUGCUUAAAUACAUGAAAACAUGUUAAAUCAGAUAUAGUGAGCUCUGAAGGUGUCUUUCUGUGAUAUAAUGCUACAUAUAUUAUCAUUGUAUUCAUGAAAGCAGUGUUCAUAUACAUAAUUUGUAAGAGUGACUAAAGCCUUGCUAAAUAUAA